This is a messenger RNA of Physeter macrocephalus (sperm whale), 767 nucleotides long. It is a transcript of the gene LRRC73, whose product is annotated as leucine rich repeat containing 73. Gene Ontology annotation, molecular function: protein binding. The record is from RefSeq and is a predicted model, not a curated record. Bases 92 to 673 code for a protein of 193 amino acids. NCBI's taxonomy places the organism in Eukaryota, Metazoa, Chordata, Mammalia, Artiodactyla, Physeteridae. The transcript has 5 exons.
UGGGAGCCCUCUGACAGAUGCGGGGCUGGCCUUGCUGAAUCCAGCUCUGGCCCUCCACCCUGCCCUCGUGGCUCUGGACCUGGGGGACUGCAUGCUGGGUGAUGAAGCCAUCAACCUCAUCUGUGGCCUCCUCCCUCCUGAUGGGGCCAAGUCUGGCUUGAAGGAGCUGACGCUGAGCGCCAACCCUGGCAUCACCCCUAAGGGCUGGAGCCGCCUCGCCAUUGCCGUGGCCCACAGCUCCCAGGUCCGCGUCCUCAAUCUGGACUACAACCCCCUGGGUGACCAUGUGGCAGCGAUGCUGGCUGUAGCUGUGGCCUCUAGCCGCACCUUAGAGGUCCUAGACUUGGAGGGUACAGGGCUCACCAACCAGUCAGCUCAGACCCUGCUGGACAUGGUGGAAAAUUACCCCACAGCUUUGCGGAGUCUGGUGUUGGCUGAGAACAGCAUUAGCCCGGAGCUGCAGCAGCAGAUCUGUGACCUCCUCUCUGAGGGGGAGGAGGAGGAGGAGGUGGCAGGAGGGGCUGGCGACACGCAGGAACGAGAGAGAGGGCGGGAGCCUGCUGCCCACCAGAGGGGCAGUAGCUCCUGGAUGUGCCCCAGUGAUCCCAGCUCUCAGAUGGUGCUAAUGACGUCAGGACUAGGGGACAGUCUGUUGGCUGAGACGGAGAUGUGACUCUCCAUUCAGGCUUCUGCGCGUCAUUACAUUUGUAUCUCCAGCACUUUGCCCCAGAUGUCAGGGUCAGGCCCUGGGGCUUAGGAGGGUGGUG